Messenger RNA from Dromaius novaehollandiae (emu), 7860 nucleotides. It is a transcript of the gene MYH7B, whose product is annotated as myosin heavy chain 7B. The transcript is spliced from 44 exons. Gene Ontology annotation, molecular function: microfilament motor activity; actin filament binding; ATP binding. The record is from RefSeq and is a predicted model, not a curated record. Lineage: Eukaryota; Metazoa; Chordata; Aves; Casuariiformes; Dromaiidae. Gene Ontology annotation, cellular component: myosin filament; myosin II complex; cytoplasm. The coding region runs from base 1914 to 7745 and encodes 1943 amino acids.
AGACUAGAGGCCAUGGGCUCCUAGUUAUGCCUGCGGGGUUUCAUGGGAGCUUCAUACAAACUUCUUUCCAUAGCUGCCCCACUCAGGAUGCCCACAUUACACCUAUCUGAGCAGGACACAGCACAGGCCUUCCCAGGAAUAUGAGGAUGAGCUUCCUACCGCACUGGAAACCACAUCACAACCUCCAGCUUAGAAAAUGUCCGAACCCAAAGGAAGUACAUUUCAGCAGCUGCUGGAGCGACCAUUCCACAUUUCCCUUUCUAUAGAUCUGCUUGGCCUUUGAUGGACCCUGCUGGAACAUCUUCAAAGAGGCAGAGAAACUACGGCUAACAGAAGGAACUGUAGAAGGAAUCUCCGAAAAUAAAAUCGCUUUAAAGAUAAGGCAGGGGAGGGGGUGAGCAGAGCACAGGGCGGGUACAUGCCCUGAGAAGAAUGCGUGAGGCUGGGCCAGCUGGUGGGUCUGGGCCGAGAGCUCAUCCCACUGCUAGGGCACUUGUGGCAAAGGUACUUGGCACCAGACCUGCCAAAGGCCUUAGGCCCCACCAGGACGUGGGUGGAAAUCUGACUCCGAGCUCACGACAGCGAGGCAGAAGACCACCGGGCUAACCUCAGAGGAACCCGAGGUUAACCAAGGCCUGUCUGCACCGUGUUGUUCUUCAGGACGCUACCCUGCUUUUGCUGCCCCUCACCACUGCCGUCUUGGCACAGUUGAACACAGUGGUGCCUCUUGGACACCAUCGCCAAGUAGGGUCUCAGUGCCAGUGUACCCCGACUGUCUCCCCAGAAGGAUGCAGCAGACGUACCUGCAUGUGCCCAGGGUGUCCAGCUCUGCACUGUGAACCUAGGCUGCUCCCAAAUCUGGAUGAGGACAUGAACUGCCAACCACCCGGCUGGUGGGAGAGUGCCCCCACAGGACACGGAGAUGUGGGCUUGCAUCCUGCUUUGUCCUAAUGGCUCAGAGUCACCUUGUUCAUGCCGAAGGAACAUGCCCUAUGCACCAGGGAAGAUGAUCACUGUGAAAAGCCAUAACUUUACACUGCCCAGUCAGUGAGGACAGUGUUGACCUGUCCCUGAACCUGGCCAUCCUCUCCCUGGGGGCUCAACCCGUCGGGGAAGAGUCUGGGGCCCUCGUCCACCCAUAAAUCUCACAGUCUUCACUGCAAAGCAGGGUGGGAGGGCAGAGGGCCCAUCUGUUGCUGGAGGGCUGCAGUGCUGCGGGAAGAAUGCUCCCCAGGAUGAGACUGGGAUGCCCAGACUCGCACAUUGCCGUGGGUGUUUUGAGCUUUGGUUGUGGUGGAAAACUGUGCCUGUGUGCUGGCCAGCCCCUGCACUGGCAGCUGCCCUGUGUAACAAAUCCCUAGUCAUCCCGUGCCUCAGUUUCCCCUUCAGCUUGGUACUGAGGUACCCUCAGGCUGAAGAGAGACGUGACCGUAAGAGAAGCCACCCGAGCCAGGACAACAGGGCCCAGGUGCUGGGCACCUGCAUACGGCUUGCAAGCUGCCUGGCUGUAGUCAGACUAUUUCCAGCUUCAGAGGUUGCUGCAGCUCAUUUCACGUGUGUCAGUGUUGAAGCCAAGCAGCCAACAAGAGCACCUGCUUCCACGAGAGGAUAAGAUGUCUCUGCAGCAAGGAAGAAGCAAAGCUACCUUGCAGAGAGGACCAGCACGUGUCUCGCAGAGGGGCUGAGAGGCGGUAGCCCACCCUGGCUUGGCAGUGGGACAGCAGCACCAAUGGAGCAGUGGGGACAUGACACAUGGGAAUUUCUGACAUAUCUUUUCCCACUCUGACCUUGACAGACACAAUAAAAAGGGGCUUUGCUGCACACACACAGCCACUCAGUCCUAUCACCGAGCAUUCAGGUGUCUUUCACUCUUCCUUUGCUGCUGGCAAGCCUUCUCCCUCCAGCCGGGCAAGAUGUCUAUGCUAGACAUGAGCGAGUUUGGGGAGGCUGCUGAAUACCUCCGGAAAAGCUACACAGAGCAGCUGAAGCUUCAGACAAUUCCAUUCGAUGGAAAGAAGCGAGCUUGGAUUCCGGAUGAGAAAGAGGCUUAUAUUGAAGUAGAAAUCAAAGAAAGUGCUGGUGGCAAAGUCACUGUGGAAACCAAAGACAAGCAAACGCGAGUUGUCAAGGAGGAUGAGCUGCAGCAGAUGAACCCCCCCAAGUUCGACAUGAUCGAAGACAUGGCCAUGCUGACGCACCUCAACGAGGCCUCCGUGCUGUACAACCUGAGGCGCCGCUACGCCCACUGGAUGAUCUAUACCUAUUCGGGCCUGUUCUGCGUCACCAUCAACCCAUACAAGUGGCUUCCCGUCUACACCGCUCCCGUGGUGGCGGCCUACAAGGGCAAGCGGAGGUCUGAGGCUCCCCCCCACAUCUACUCCAUCGCGGACAACGCCUACAACGACAUGCUGCGCAACCGCGAGAACCAGUCCAUGCUCAUCACCGGAGAAUCUGGUGCUGGUAAGACUGUAAACACCAAGCGGGUCAUUCAGUACUUUGCCAUUGUCGCAGCCUUGGGCGACACACCGGGCAAGAAAGGAGCAUCUGUUGCCACUAAAACUGGGGGCACCCUUGAAGAUCAAAUCAUUGAGGCAAACCCAGCUAUGGAAGCUUUUGGCAAUGCCAAAACCAUAAGAAAUGACAACUCCUCGCGUUUUGGUAAGUUCAUCCGGAUCCAUUUUGGCCCCUCAGGGAAGCUGGCCUCUGCAGACAUCGACAUCUAUCUUUUGGAAAAAUCAAGAGUGAUUUUCCAGCAACCCAAAGAGCGAAGCUACCAUAUCUACUACCAGAUCCUCUCUGGGAAGAAACCAGAGCUGCAGGAUAUGCUGCUGCUCUCCCUCAACCCCUUCGACUACCACUUCUGCUCUCAGGGUGUAACAACUGUGGACAACCUGGAUGACGGCGAGGAACUCAUGGCAACAGAUCAUGCCAUGGACAUCUUGGGCUUCAGCAAUGAUGAGAAAUACGGCUCCUAUAAAAUAGUGGGCGCUAUCAUGCACUUCGGCAACAUGAAGUUCAAGCAGAAGCAGCGGGAAGAGCAGGCAGAGGCUGACGGCACUGAAAGUGCUGACAAAGCUGCCUACCUCAUGGGAAUCAGCUCAGCUGAUCUCAUCAAAGGGUUGCUCCAUCCUCGCGUGAAAGUGGGCAAUGAAUACGUGACCAAAGGUCAGAAUGUGGAACAGGUUGUCUACGCUGUGGGAGCCCUGGCUAAAGCGACCUAUGACCGCAUGUUCAAGUGGCUGGUGGCUCGGAUCAACAAGACCCUAGACACCAAGCUGGCCAGACAGUUCUUCAUCGGAGUACUGGACAUUGCAGGCUUCGAGAUUUUUGAAUUUAACAGCUUUGAGCAGCUGUGCAUCAAUUUCACCAAUGAGAAGCUGCAGCAGUUCUUCAACCACCACAUGUUUGUCCUGGAGCAAGAAGAGUACAAGAAAGAAGGCAUCGAAUGGGUCUUCAUUGACUUUGGCCUGGACCUGCAGGCUUGCAUCGACCUGAUUGAGAAGCCACUGGGCAUCCUGUCCAUCCUCGAAGAGGAGUGCAUGUUCCCAAAAGCCUCCGACAUGUCGUUCAAAGCCAAGCUCUAUGACAACCAUAUUGGAAAGUCACCUAACUUCCAGAAGCCUCGACCAGAUAAAAAGCGGAAAUAUGAGACCCACUUUGAGCUGGUGCACUAUGCUGGUGUGGUGCCAUACAACAUCAUUGGGUGGCUGGACAAGAACAAGGACCCCCUGAAUGAGACAGUGGUGGCAGUCUUCCAGAAAUCCCAGAACAAGCUCCUGGCCUCCCUGUAUGAGAACUAUGUGGGCUCCAGUUCAGAGGAAGCUCACAAGCCAGGGACCAAGGAGAAACGUAAGAAGGCAGCUUCCUUCCAAACAGUGUCCCAGCUGCACAAGGAGAAUCUCAACAAGCUGAUGACCAACCUGCGCUCCACUCAGCCCCACUUUGUCCGCUGCAUCAUCCCCAAUGAGACAAAGACCCCAGGAGCCAUGGACGCUUUCCUGGUGCUGCACCAGCUGCGGUGUAAUGGUGUCCUUGAAGGCAUACGCAUCUGCCGUAAGGGAUUCCCCAACAGGAUCCUCUACGCAGACUUCAAGCAGCGCUACCGUAUCCUGAAUCCAACAGCCAUCCCAGAUGACAAGUUUGUGGACAGCAGAAAGGCCACAGAGAAGCUGCUGAGCUCCCUGGAUCUUGACCACUCACAGUACAAGUUUGGUCAUACCAAGGUGUUUUUCAAGGCUGGUUUGCUGGGUCUGUUGGAAGAGAUGCGAGAUGAGCGUCUGGCCAAGAUCCUGACCAUGCUGCAGGCCAGAAUCCGUGGGCAUCUUAUGCGCAUUGAGUAUCAAAAGAUCAUCAGCAGGAGGGAAGCCCUCUAUACCAUCCAGUGGAAUAUCCGGGCUUUCAAUGCUGUCAAGAACUGGUCCUGGAUGAAGCUGUUCUUUAAGAUCAAACCUUUACUCAAGUCUGCUCAGACUGAGAAGGAAAUGGCCAACCUGAAGGAGGAAUUCCAGAAGGUGAAAGAGGCUCUGGAGAAGUCAGAGGCUAAGAGGAAGGAGCUGGAAGAGAAGCAGGUCUCCAUGAUCCAGGAGAAGAAUGACCUCGCUCUCCAGCUGCAGGCGGAGCAAGACAACCUGGCAGAUGCGGAGGAGCGCUGUGACCUGCUGAUCAAGUCCAAGAUCCAGCUGGAGGCCAAGGUGAAGGAGCUGACAGAGCGUCUAGAGGAUGAGGAGGAGAUGAACUCAGACCUCACAGCCAAGAAACGCAAGCUGGAGGAUGAGUGUGCAGAGCUGAAGAAGGACAUUGAUGACCUAGAGAUCACACUGGCCAAGGUGGAGAAGGAGAAGCAUGCCACGGAGAACAAGGUUAAAAACCUGAUUGAAGAGAUGGCCGCUCUGGAUGAGAUCAUUGCGAAGCUGACAAAAGAGAAGAAAGCGCUGCAAGAGGCCCAUCAGCAGGCCCUGGAUGACCUGCAGGCCGAGGAAGACAAAGUUAACACACUGACCAAAGCCAAAGUCAAACUGGAGCAGCAAGUGGAUGAUUUGGAAAGCUCUCUUGAACAAGAAAAGAAAAUCCGCAUGGACUUGGAGAGAGCAAAGCGGAAACUUGAAGGUGACUUGAAGUUAACACAAGAGUCUGUAAUGGAUCUGGAGAAUGACAAACAGCAGCUGGAGGAGAAACUCAAAAAGAAAGACUUUGAAAUAAGUCAGCUGAACUCACGGAUUGAAGAUGAGCAAGUCCUUGAGGCCCAGCUGCAGAAGAAGAUCAAGGAGCUCCAGGCCCGGAUUGAGGAGCUGGAGGAGGAGCUGGAGGCUGAGCGCACGGCCAGAGCCAAGGUGGAAAAGCAGCGGGCAGAAGUGUCGCGGGAGCUGGAGGAGCUGAGUGAGCGGCUGGAGGAGGCUGGUGGAGCGACGGCCACGCAACUGGAGAUGAACAAGAAGCGGGAGGCAGAGUUCCUGAAGCUGCGGCGGGACCUGGAGGAGGCAACCCUGCAGCAUGAGUCCACGGCAGCUGCCCUGCGGAAGAAGCAUGCAGACAGUGUGGCGGAGCUGAGUGAGCAGAUCGACAACCUGCAACGUGUCAAGCAGAAGCUGGAGAAGGAGAAGAGUGAGAUGAAGAUGGAGGUGGAUGACCUGUCAUCCAACAUUGAAUAUCUCACCAAGAACAAGGCCAAUGCUGAGAAGCUGUGUCGCACCUAUGAGGACCAGCUGAGCGAAGCCAAGUCCAAGGUGGACGAGCUGCAGCGACAACUGGCUGAUGUGAGCACGCAGCGUGGCAGGCUGCAGACCGAGAACGGGGAGCUGAGCCGGCUGCUGGAGGAGAAGGAGUCCUUCAUCAACCAGCUGAGCCGUGGCAAGACUUCGUUCACACAGACCAUCGAGGAGCUCAAGAGACAGCUAGAGGAAGAGACCAAGAGCAAGAACGCCCUGGCCCAUGCCCUGCAAGCCUCCCGGCAUGACUGCGACCUGUUGCGGGAACAGUAUGAGGAGGAGGUAGAGGCCAAGAGUGAGCUCCAGAGAACCCUCUCCAAAGCCAAUGCGGAAGUGGCCCAGUGGAGAACCAAGUAUGAGACGGAUGCCAUCCAAAGGACAGAAGAGCUUGAGGAAGCCAAGAAGAAACUGGCCAUCCGGCUGCAGGAGGCAGAGGAGGCAGUGGAGGCUGCUCACGCUAAGUGCUCCUCACUGGAAAAGACCAAGCACCGGCUGCAGACAGAGAUUGAGGACCUCUCGGUGGACCUGGAGCGAGCCAACUCAGCCUGCGCCGCCCUGGACAAGAAGCAACGUAACUUUGACAGGAUCUUGGCUGAGUGGAAGCAGAAGUAUGAGGAGACCCAGGCAGAGCUGGAAGCAUCACAGAAGGAGUCGCGUAGCCUGAGCACAGAGCUCUUUAAGCUCAAGAAUGCCUAUGAGGAGUCCCUGGACAACCUGGAGACCCUCAAGAGGGAGAACAAGAACCUGCAAGAGGAAAUUGCUGAUCUGACUGACCAGAUCAGUCUGAGUGGCAAAACCAUCCACGAGCUGGAGAAGCUGAAGAAGGCCCUGGAGAGUGAGAAGAGCGAUAUACAGGCAGCCCUGGAGGAGGCUGAGGGGGCCCUGGAGCAUGAAGAGAGCAAGACACUGCGUAUCCAGCUGGAGCUGAACCAGAUCAAGGCUGACGUGGACAGGAAGCUGGCAGAGAAGGACGAGGAGUUUGAGAACCUGAGACGAAACCACCAGCGUGCCAUGGACUCCAUGCAGGCCACCCUGGACGCAGAGGCUCGGGCCAAGAACGAGGCUGUCAGGCUGAGGAAGAAAAUGGAGGGAGACCUGAAUGAGAUGGAGAUCCAGCUGAGCCAUGCCAACCGCCAGGCGGCUGAGUUCCAGAAGCUGGGCCGCCAGCUUCAGGCCCAGAUCAAGGACCUGCAAAUUGAGCUGGACGACACCCAGCGCCGCAACGAUGACCUGAAGGAGCAGGCAGCUGCACUGGAGCGACGCAACAACUUGCUGCUGGCGGAGGUGGAAGAGCUGCGGGCAGCCCUGGAGCAGGCUGAGAGGAGCAGGAAGUUGGCAGAGCAAGAGCUGUUGGAGGCCACCGAGAGGGUCAACCUGCUCCACUCACAGAACACGGGCCUGAUCAACCAAAAGAAGAAGCUGGAGACCGACAUUUCACAGCUGAGCAGUGAGGUGGAGGAUGCGGUGCAGGAGUGUCGCAAUGCUGAGGAGAAGGCGAAGAAGGCCAUCACAGAUGCUGCCAUGAUGGCAGAGGAGCUGAAGAAGGAGCAGGACACGAGUGCACACUUGGAGCGGAUGAAGAAGAACAUGGAGCAGACCAUCAAGGACCUGCAGAUGCGCCUGGAUGAAGCGGAGCAGAUUGCUCUCAAGGGGGGCAAGAAGCAGAUCCAGAAGCUGGAGGCCAGGGUGCGUGAGCUGGAGGGGGAGCUGGACAUGGAGCAGAAGAAGAUGGCCGAAGCCCAGAAGGGCAUUCGCAAGUAUGAGCGGAGGAUCAAGGAGCUGAGCUACCAGGCUGAGGAAGACCGGAAGAACCUGACACGGAUGCAGGAUCUGAUCGACAAGCUGCAGAGCAAGGUCAAGAGCUAUAAGCGCCAGUUUGAGGAGGCGGAACAGCAAGCCAACUCCAACCUGGUGAAGUACCGCAAGGUGCAGCACGAGCUGGACGAUGCGGAGGAGCGGGCUGACAUCGCCGAGACGCAGGUUAACAAGCUGCGUGCCCGCACCAGGGAGGUGGUCAUCACCUCCAAGCACGAGGAAUAGGAGCGCAGACCCGUGCCCAGUCCUGUCCCCCAUCCGCCUGCUGUACUUCGGAGGCAAAUGGCUGCAACAGUCACUGCCAGCUUUGCACUGAGUGAAUAAACAUAGCUCUCUACCA